CCGUCGUUGCAGAAGAAGCGACGAUGGAGGCAGCAACACCGGGAGGAGAAGAUGAACCGGCGACCAGCACUGCGGCAGAGACAGUCGUCGCGGUGACCAAGGCCCAGGAGAGACGGCAGGAAGAGGCGCUGAAACCUGAGGAGGUCACGGAAAACUCUGAAACGAGCGUGAUCUCUGAAGAACCAAAGGAAGAAACGAGUGUGAUCCCUGAAGAAUCGAAGGAAGAAACAAGAGUGAUCUCUGAAGAACCGAAAGAAGAUCCUGCGCCUAUCGAGAAGCAAGAGGAGGUGGCCGAAGAGGCAAAAGUGGAUGUGCGAUCGAGCGCGUCAGCUCCGACGACGCCGCUGAAAGGCGCUCUCGAGGACGUGGAGACGGUGCCCAAACAGGUGAGCGCUUCGGAGCCCGUAACUCCGACGAAAGAUGCCAUCAGCAAAGACAAGGCGGUGAUCGCAACGCUGCUGAGCGCAUCAGCACCAGCGACGCCAGCGAAUGCUGUCGAGAAGGACGGGGCAUCAAAGCAUAGGGCGAUCCCCGAGGACUCGACGCUAACCUUCAAGGGGAGCAAGGUGAAGACGGCCAUGGAGAAGCGGACGGAAGAGGAGCAGCCCAAGAAGAAGGAGGUGGCGCAGAGCAACGACAUGAUCGAGGACGCCAAGAGCAAGCUGCUGCAGAAGAGGAAGAGCAAGGUGAAGGCGCUGGUGGGGGCGUUCGAGACCGUCAUGGACAGCCCGGGCAAGUCCAGCUGAUUAAUUUGGAGGGAAGGUUGAGUGCUGAUGUGGUUUUUGAAUUGUGUGAUGCAUAAUUUUGUAUGAGAUGUUCCGUUU
Molecule: messenger RNA, 824 nt
Organism: Phragmites australis (common reed)
Lineage: Eukaryota; Viridiplantae; Streptophyta; Magnoliopsida; Poales; Poaceae
Exons: 1
Coding region: 24-746 (240 amino acids)
Molecular function (GO): calmodulin binding
Source: RefSeq, a predicted model, not a curated record